This is a messenger RNA of Amphibalanus amphitrite, 5610 nucleotides long. RefSeq lists its product as uncharacterized. The transcript is spliced from 23 exons. Bases 32 to 4447 code for a protein of 1471 amino acids. Lineage: Eukaryota; Metazoa; Arthropoda; Thecostraca; Balanomorpha; Balanidae. The record is from RefSeq and is a predicted model, not a curated record. Gene Ontology annotation, cellular component: membrane. Gene Ontology annotation, molecular function: G protein-coupled receptor activity.
GCCGGCAGUGAGGCGGCGGGUGUGUGAGACGAUGGGUGUACUGUUCGGACCGCUGCGGCCAGUGCUGCUGACGCUGCUGCUGGCGACCUCAGCAGCGAGUUCCGUCCUCCAGUCCCACAGGACGUUCCGCGAGGGUGACUCGGAGCUCCGCUGGAUCAACACCAAGGACUCCAAGUCAAGGUGGAACACCAUCACCACGGACGGGUUCGGCGAGCCGCCGUGGUCGCGGCGCGAGCUACCAAAGUCCACCACCUGGUUCCUGCAGGCGCCCAAUUCGUCAUACGCCAUCAUCGUCUACAUGACCCAGUACCACCUGGCGGAUGGUGACCUGCGCGUCAGCUCGUUCAGGAACUGCCGGAAUGCGAGCCGCACCAGAAACAUUGUCAAAUGCAGCUGGGGCCAGCCGGUGAGCGACAUCUCGCAGAGUUUCGAGGCGCCCGAGGACACCAACAUAUUUCCGGUUCGACACACGACGCGAUAUGUGGCCACCAAGGCCGGCGAUGAGUUCCUCGUUCUCAUAAUGAACCCGUCGAAUGGAGACACCAGCGGACCCGCUGACGGCUGUCUCCAGUCCAGCGUGUCACGCGGCUUCAACGUCACGUACAACGUAGUCGAGCUGCCGGCGGGCACCGACGUCAAGACGAAGGUGAAGCCCGACCGCUGCGACGCGCUUCGAUGCAACCUCAACGGCGACUGCCACAUGACGUCCCAUUAUGAACGCUUCUACUGUCAGUGCCAGCCCGGCUUCUACGGUGACUCUUGUCAGUACGGCCCGCUCUGUGACCCAAAGAACAACGUCAACCCCUGCCAGAACAACGGCACGUGCAGGCAGCGAAGAGACGUGGCCGAGUGCAAGUGUCCGAUCCCGUACCACGGCGCUCGGUGCCACCUGAAGCUGGAGGGGGUUAUAGUGGAACCCAACUACUGUCUGGGGCUCCACGGCCUGCACUGCGCCGUCGGCUGCCUGGCAGACGGCGGCGGAGGGACGGAAUACAGGUGCUUCUGCCAGCCGGGAGUGCCACAGCUGGCCAAUGACUCGUGCUCCGGGUUGAGAGACCUGCGGAGGUACACGAUCGAACUCACAGUCACUGAUACGGACAUCGAGCUCAACAGCUCAAACAUCGAGACGAGGCUAGGAUUUAACCACUCGAUAUACAGCCAGGCAGGACCACUUCGUGUAGCUGAAUUUGAUAACAGUUCGCAGGAUGCCAGCGCUCCGCGGCGGCUGCUGCUGCUGUUCACGGCUCUCGGCUCGGACGAAACAGCGCUGUACCGCUGGUUUUCCGACGGAGUCAGUCAGGCCAGGAUCGGCGCCGUCGGCGUCAGACCGCUGCAGUUCGCCUUCUCCUCGGAGCCCGAACUGGCCAUCACGAGUCUAUCUCUGGACGACCACGGCCGGCCUCAGACGGUCGGCUCGCGCGCCCAACUCACCUGCACAGUACGCGGCUCAGAAGGUGCAGAGGUGCAAUGGUUCAAGGACGGCGCCCGGAUCAACGUCACUAGAGCCUCCCUUCUCAGGGAUCACCACGUCAGUGAGAGCCGGUACCGUCUGGGCGGCGAGUCGCACAACCACUACCUGACGCUGGGCCGGCUGGUGCCCGAGGACCAGGGCUGGUUCCAGUGUCAGGCCGCUGACAGACACAGCGCCGAGCCGGUGCGGCGCACCAUCCAGCUGAGGCUGAGUUCGCUGCAGUUGGCGCUGCACGUCACACCGCCGCUGGCCACCGUCCGACCCGGCCGGAAUGUCACUAUCACCUGUACCCUGAGGAGCAGUAAACAGAACCGCGACCAGACGACCAUCAGCUGGAGGAAGGCGGUGGGCCGCGGACCGUUCCAUCUGCUGACGUCACAGGAUCACGAACAGGUGGUCACCUACUGCUGGGGCAGCUCGGUGCUCGUCAUCAGAGAGCCAGAGACGGCCCGGUACGAGUGUUUCGCGCACCUACCGCCAGCAGCCUCUAACCGUGUCACCGCCGACGUCCUGGUGAUCACCCCCGGCCAGACGACCUGUCCUGGGGUCAGGGACGGUAACAUCACCUGGCAGGAGACGGCGGUCGGCAGAGAGGACAUCCAGCCCUGUCCCGGGGAUGAUGAGGACAUCCAGCUGCCGGGACGGGUCAUCAAGGUGCCCGCCCGCUUUGCCCGACGGACGUGUGAGAUAGCAGCCACCUCUCAGGCGCACUGGGGACCGCCUGACUUCAGUGACUGCGUCGACCGAGAGCUGUUCGUGCUGCAAAAACAGGUGGAUCAGCUGAUGGCCGGAUAUGACGUCACCAGUCCGGAGUCCGUUCUGGCCGAUGUGCACGAAGUGCUAAAGCGCCGUGUGGAGGCGGCGCUGGACCGGCAGCCAGCCCGUCUGCUGGCUUCCGAGGUGGAGAGCUUCCGCAGUGUGCUGGUCGGCAUGUCGUCCUACGUGCUGAAGGUGGCGACGGACGAGCAGCUGAAGGAGGUGGAGCAGGAUUUUAUACACACGGUGGCGCCGCUGCUCGGGACGGAAGGAGACGGACAGCUCAGCGAUCAGCACAAGGCGGAGCUGCUGGCGGCCAACCUGAACUUCCUGCUGCGCCGAGUGUUUGUUCGAGAGCCGAUCGACCCGCACCCUGACGACAUGUUCAUCACCACCCGCCUGCUGCCCUACCACGGAGACGGCAUGUUCGUCGUCACGCCCUUCCACAUGCACAACCGUCCGCGCUGGAUGCGGUCGGCGGCAGGGAUCUCUCUGGGCCCCACGCAGCCGUGGCGCUCGCACGUGGUGCCGGCCUCAGAGCUCGGUCUGGUGAUGGUCGUCCACCGGCACACGCGCGCCCUCUACCCGCACAGCUACAUACCCGACGACAACGGCGAGGAGCUGGGUCGUUCGGGAGAGCGGUUCCUACUCGAUUCUCACAUUGUCUCUGUUGGACUGAGCAAACAGCCGCGUCUACUGGAGAGUCCAUUCCCUCCGUCUGUACAGAUGACACUGAGCCUGGAGCCGCUCUCAGCGCGCUGGAACGAGUCCAGUCAGCGCCACAGCUGUGCCCAGCUCUCCAGCGGCGGCCGGUGGAGACUGGACGCCUGUCAGCUCAGUCGCAGCAACCACAGCGUCAACUGCAGCUGCCAGGGACUGGGAACGUUUGCGCUGGCGCUGGUCACGCAAGAACCCUCUCCGCUGGAUUACAUGCUGCUCACUCUGCACGUACCGGUGGUGGUGGGCUGUGUGCUGUCGCUGCUGGUACUCCUGUACACGUCUCUGGCGCUGCUGGUACACUGGUGGCGCCGCCGCUCGGUGCCAGCCGGCCUGCAGCUGCAGAGCAGCCUGGUGCUCUUCGCUGCGUUCGCGGUUAUCCUGGUCUGCGCUGGCGAUACGCAUAAGAGCAUCGCCUGGAUGGCCGGCUGCGGCGCCUUCCUGCAGUUUCUCGUGCUCUCGGCAAUCAGCACCCAGAUGGGCAUCAAGAUGCACGUCUUUGGAGAACAGCUGCGGCUCAAGCAAAUGGGCGGCGACCCCAAGUACUUCAAAUUCAUCGCCUACUUCAUUUCCACCGGUGUACCCGCUCUGGUCACGGCGGCCACCAUCACCGUCCAGGUCACCCACGGCUGGCACCUGCUGCGCUCGUGGUGGAUGAUGCGCGACUCCACCCUGUUCUACGGCGUGCUGGUGCCGGCCUCCAUCCUGCUCAUCAUUGACACCGUGCUGCUGCUGUUUGUGAGAGCCACGCUUACAAUAGGACUCAUCGACCCGGCCGCCGAGGAUGUCACCUGUCGCCUCAACGAAUGGAGGAGUCUGAUGUGGCGGUCUCACAUCCUGGAGGCCGUGGUGGUCCUGGUGAUGAUUCCGGUCAGCGCCCUGUACAUCAACUUCCCGGGAACGGCCUGCGAGGUACUAUUCGGCCUCAUCUGCCUCCUCACGAGCGUCACUCUGCUGAUGUGUUACGUCAUCUAUGGAAACACCGGUGUUCCGACCAGGCCGUGCGGCAAGAAACCUUCGAAGAACACGGACGACGACGGGGGCCAUCGGAAGGCGCCUGCCACGCUGCGGUCGCGUGCCGUGCUGAGCUUCUUUGAGCCCAGUCAGAAGCCGCUGCUGCCGCGCAACGGCUCGCGGCUAACAUCAGCCGGCGUGCUAAACGACAAUCCCGGCACGGGCACGGGCACGGGCUCCGGCUGCGGCUCCGGCUCCGGAGGCUCCGCGGAGACGGAGGAGUGCGCCAUCAGCUCGGCUCCCGACUCCUCCAGUUUCAGCUCCAGUGACUCGGGAGCCUCGCAGCUGCACGCGCCCACCGGCCGGCCGGUAGCCUCUAACGGGUCUCCGGUAGCCUCUAGCGGGGUGCAGAAGAUGCAGGUACGGGCGGAGAUCAGUUCAGUGAAUUGUGAAGCGUUUGAUCCGCCGCCCAAGCCGGGACGCCAGGCGGUGACUCCGACUUGGUCCGGGGUGAAGAGAGCCGGCCCGAGACCGGCGCAGAAGUCGUGAGAUGUACAGACAUUCUGUGAAGAUUGAGAUGUUCGAGGGCUCAGUGUGUUAAUUUGUGCUGUUUUAUAGCAUGCAUGUGAGCUACUUGCACUGAAAGUCUGUGAGAAUGCAACAGUUGCUUUUUUGCUUAUGCAUCAGUGCGUACUUUGUGCCAUCACAGACGAAUGAAUGAACGGUUUGAUGAACGGUUCUGAUUGCGCUUACAGCAAAUCAGCGUAAACGUUCUCAUCAUUUGUACAGUGUACACAUAUCACGUAUUAUAUAUAGUUCAGAGGCGAAAUCAAAUUCAAAUUGAUGUGGACAAGCUCUUGGUUAAUAGUGUACACACAUGAUAUUGUUAAGAGGCACAUGUCCCUGCUGUAAGUAACAGUCCAGUAUCAAACGUGGUCAGCUAAGGAUGUUUCUCACUACUCGUCCUUUCGUGUCGGGAAACCCGAUGUGCAAAGCUCUCUGACUGAUUGUCAGUAGGUAUCCUGGACUCCUGGCUGUACGGCUAAACGAAUAACAGUCCCAACACGGGUCACGGUUAUCACCCUAUAUCUAAGCUGUCGUGGGUUGAUGGCCGUAUUUCGUGCUAUUGGUCGUGCAGAUCAGCUUGCGACCUCCAUGAGAGCGAUGCUAUUUUGUAUUGACCCGUAUCGAAGCUGUGUUGGAACGGUCAAGAUUUGGACCAAUGUCGAGCAUUCCCACGUUUACAUCAUUUCGAGCUUCAUGUGCUGUUUGACGCUGGGGCGUCCUUUUGAGUGGUUUGCCCGAGAGGCCCGUGGUAUUAGCGUUGUGCCGUGCCCUCAUGUCACCCAGUGUCACCGGCUGGAUGGUUUCGCCACUGCAAUUAUGGCGCCGUGCUCUGUUUAAUACUGUAUUUUAGGCGUCGUAUUGGACGGUCUGUCGGUCGAAGUUUAGCCAACCAAUAACUGGCGUUUCCCACCGCACCGCUCCUUGGCUCCUGGCAAGCGUAACCGUCUUAUCCACCUCAGUUUGAGCCAGUUAUCGUUUUACCCUACCAUAGGGGCAGCUUCACUGUCCCGAUUUGCCGCCACUACUCGGGACGAGGUUCAGCCAGUGACUGAUCGUCGCUGGUAUUUUUGGCCAGUAAGUGUGCUACGUUCGCAUCUGUGCCCCGAUUGCAGAGUUCCGCCGUUCAAUAAACGCUCACGGUGUCA